Messenger RNA from Erpetoichthys calabaricus (reedfish), 2671 nucleotides. It is a transcript of the gene ngfra, whose product is annotated as nerve growth factor receptor a (TNFR superfamily, member 16). Gene Ontology annotation, cellular component: plasma membrane; cell surface. Bases 282 to 1541 code for a protein of 419 amino acids. The transcript has 6 exons. NCBI's taxonomy places the organism in Eukaryota, Metazoa, Chordata, Cladistia, Polypteriformes, Polypteridae. The record is from RefSeq and is a predicted model, not a curated record. Gene Ontology annotation, molecular function: nerve growth factor binding; death receptor activity; coreceptor activity. Gene Ontology annotation, biological process: Rho protein signal transduction.
AGCUGCCGCUCGGCGGUGACCGGCAUCAGAGGAGCGCCGCCGUUGUCCUGUAAACAUCACGCCAGCCGAGGAGCUCAGCGCGGACACAGCCCACCCCACCCGACCCGACCUGACCUCGCCUCACGUGUCGCUUUGGAGUCCGCAGUCGGAAUGCGCCCGCGGGCCGGCGAGCUGAGCCUCACGGUGAAGAUGCGCCAAAGCCGAUAAAAGAGCAACUUUGGAGAGGACGGCGAUCGCGACAGGACCUUCUCUUACCGCCGUGGUGACGUGCGACACGGACAAUGAGGCGCGGGAUCAACCUGCUGCUCGCGCUGCUCGGAGGGGUGGCCGUACUGGCAGCGAAGGACGACUGCCCCUCCAAACAGUACACCAGGAGCGGCGAGUGCUGCAAGCAGUGCCAGCCAGGUGAAGGGGUGCUGGAGAAAUGUGGCAUCAACCAGACCAAGUGCACCGCCUGCUUGGACAGUGAGACCUUCUCAGAGUUCUACAGCCACACAGAGGCCUGCCAGCCCUGCACCAAGUGUGGCCGCCUGCUGCGCAUGAAGGCGCCCUGCACCGAGAGCGCUGAUGCCAUCUGCAUCUGUGACUAUGGCUACUUCAAGGACAUGAUGAAUGACCAAUGUAUGCCCUGCACCAUCUGUCCACUGGGCCAAGGAGUGUACACCGAGUGCACCGAGGAUCGGGACACCACCUGUGAACAGUGCCCUGAGGGCACCUACUCAGACCAGGACAGCAGCAUGGACCCGUGCCUGCCCUGUACCCAGUGCGAUGAGGAUGACGAGACGAUGCUGGAGCCCUGCACAAGCACCUCAGAUGCCAUCUGCAGGGAGGUGAGUCCUCGGAUGACCUUCAGCACCAUGACAGACCCUCUCUUCAUGGACUCCUCCACCACCAGCAAGGUCACCGUCCCCACCAAUACGUUGGGCUUCACCAAUGGCAUGGGCAGAGCCAUGACACCAACCAACACUGUGACCACCACCAACCCCAGCUCUUCCCAGAUCAAUGCCACCAUCAUGGACAAGAACCUGAUCCCCAUCUACUGCUCCAUCCUGGCGGCGGUGGUAGUCGGCCUCGUGGCAUACAUCGUCUUUAAGAGAUGGAACAGCUGCAAGCAGAACAAGCAGGCCGCCAAUAACCGAACGGUGAACCAGACACCGUCACCUGAGGGCGAGAAGCUCCACAGUGACAGUGGCAUCUCCGUGGACAGCCAGAGCCUGCAGGAGCAGCAGCAGGCAGUAAAGGCGUCCAGCUGCCCCUAUGCCAACCUGCCCACCCACAAACAGAAGGAGCUGGAGAACCUGCUGAAGGGCAGCGCCGAGGACGACACUGACUGGUGCAACCUGGCCAGCCUGCUGGGCUACCAAGAGGGGCAUAUCGACGCCUUCCGCCAGGGCGAGCACCCGGUGCAGGAGCUUCUGUCCGACUGGGGAAACAAAGACAGUGCCACCGUGGAUGCCCUUUGCACUGCCCUGAGGAAGAUUAACCGGGAGGACAUUGCAGAGUGCCUGAGCGCCGAGCCCACCGCUACGUCUGCCGUGUGAAGCUGGGGGCACGCGCCCAUGGGCUGCGUGUUGAGACUUUGGACUUUUUUAUGGUGGCGGAGUUCUCUCCUGCAGCAGCAUGGCAUGGAGAGGGCAUGGAAAUGCCCCCUGGCUCCACCAUCAUGGAGGAAGCGCUUAGCGUGCACUGAAGUUUGGAUUCUCAGUAUUGCCCCCCAUUCCCCUUCUUCCUUGAGUUUUAAUCCGUUAACUGACCAGAGAAGAGCCGGCCUGGGCAAGGGUCCAGUGGGCCCACCCAAGAGACGACUUCUCCCCAGCUGUCCCUCGUGCAACCCGCUCUGCAGCGCCAUACGCAUCUCAAGAAUGCCAAGGAGCAGCCUGUCACUUGUUGUUGCCUCAAAUGUCACCUGACGCUUUCCGCCAUGCUGUGGUUAUCGGAGUGGACCCGAGCAGGAAGCCCUGGAGUGGACUCCCUGAAGGAGAUGAUGGGAAAAGUUCUAGGAAGUGCCCAGAUGGGCACCUUUCCCGGGCACAGAAGAGAGCAGCCACUUGAGACAUGUCUGGUAGCUGUGAGGGUUCAAGUGGCCACCUUGCAAAAGUCCCCUGAUGCUGUAGAAGGGACAUCCGGGACGACUGGGCAUGCAUCUCAGGGAACAAGACUCUGUGCCACCUGGGCACUUCCCUGUAGCACCCACCACUGAUGAAGAGACCAGUGCUGCUGCUUGGUAUACCCUCUCCCCACCCUACUGCUCAGUGACUGGCAUGGACUGAGCUGCAGUGGACACCCGAGGUCUCAGGUGCCAAACAAGACGUACCAGGAGGACGUGUCUGACUAAGGAUCACACAGUGCCAAGGCUGGCACCUCGAUCUCUGGGGCAGCCCAUCACUGGCUCCCUCCCAGGAGUGCCUGGCCACCAUGAAGUCGGAAAGAGCAGAGGGUCGACCUCCGGUGGGCUGGGCACACCUGCUCGUUCACUAACCCAGCUGGCUGCAAUGUGUUUUCUAAGUGUGGCAGCGCCCAGAGGAGCAGUACCCGCUUCGACGGCGGCUGGGCGCACUUUGUGGCUUCUUCUCUGCCUUCCGCGUUUUGUACACGUUGUCUGGCCGCUCAUCUCUGACACCACUUGUGUUGAUCUUGGGCAAAAAAGAUUGAAAUAAAGAUAUAAGCCAUC